CAAAAUUAUAGAAAAUGAUAUCUAUUUGAGAUACUUUGUGAUAAAGAUGAGAGGAUGGAUAUUAUUAAGCAUAUAAAAGAGAUAUUUUUUUUUGAAGCCAAGCAUGCUUAUAUCUCACUUUGUGCAGAUUUCAAAUGGCAGUAGAGGGAAAUUGGGGGCCAUCAUCACUUUUGUAUUAUUAUUAUUUUAUAAAUUCUGUAAAAAUAUAGUCAUAUCAUAUCAACUGCAGUAACAGUCACACAACAGCAUAAUAAAUAUUUAGCAAAUAGAAUAUUUCAAUACAACGAAAAAUUAACACAACCCUCACCAAAUCUCAGUAAUCAGUAUAGUAAAAGAACAAUGGCUAUCGGAGAAGGCGCCGACCAGUCUACACUGUCGGGCGGCGUGACCUUCAGGCUCCGGUGGGACGUGUUUCUGAGCUUCAGGGGUGAAGAUACGCGCGAUAACGUCACUAAAAGCCUCUACGAGUCUCUCGAGAAGAAAGGCGUCCGAACCUUCCGAGACGACGAUGGCCUCAAUCGUGGGGAAGAGAUCGCUCCCUCCUUGCUGGAGGCUAUCGACGACUCGGCUGCCGCCGUUGUUAUCUUUUCGAAGAGGUACGCCGACUCUCGGUGGUGUUUGGAAGAGUUGGCCAAAAUUUGCGAAAGCCCUAAUAAGUUGAUUCUGCCAGUUUUCUGCGAGGUCGCUCCUGGAGAUGUCCGGAAACAGAUCGGACCUUAUGAAAAAGAUUUUCAACAUCACGAGAAGAAUCGAUCACCCGAAUUGGUAGAGCGUUGGAGGAAAGCCCUGAACAAGAUUGGAAAUAUUUCUGGAUGGGUUAUCGACAAUAGUGAAAAAUCGGAAGUAGUUCGACCAAUAAUUCAAUCUAUAGUCGAAGUUGUAUUGCGAGCAAUCAGCAAGACGCCGAUGGGUUUGGCUCCGUACACUGUUGGACUUAAUUCCCGCAUUGAAGAGGUCAUGGAAAAGUUAGAAGUUAAAUCCAAUGGUGUUCGAGUAUUUGGUAUGCAUGGUAUGGGUGGGAUUGGCAAGACAACUCUUGCCAAAGCUCUUUUUAAUAAACUUGUUGGCCACUUUGAAUUACACAGUUUCAUAUCAAAUGUGAGAGAAGUUCCAAAUACUGUCGAAGGCCAAAUAUCUCUUCAAAACAAGCUCAUCGAUCAUCUUUCUGGCUGCAAAAACCCUCAUGUAAGUGACCUUAGGGAAGGUCACACUGCAAUCAAAAUGGUAGUAAAUGAAAAGCGGGUUCUUGUAGUUCUUGACGAUGUUGAUAAUGUUUGCCACCUACACGCUCUAAUGUCCAAAAAAGAUGUGUUCUAUGAUGGGAGCCGGAUUAUAAUUACCACAAGAGAUAUAACAGUGUUAGAAGGUUUUGUGGAUUUGGAGUAUGAGGUCAAAGUCUUGGAUCAACUUUCGGCAUUGGAACUCUUCAGUUAUCACGCUCAAGGAAGAAAGAAGCCACGAAAUAAUUUUGAGAAUCUGUCUAAUCAAAUCGUGUCUUUAACUGGGCAUUUACCAUUGGCCUUGGAAGUAAUUGGUUCUAUGUUGUUUGAUAAGAGGACAAUUAAGGAGUGGGAUGAUGCUACUAAGAAAUUGAAAGAGAUUCGUCCUGAUAAUCUUCAGGGUGUAUUGGAGGUAAGUUACAAUGCUCUAGACGAGGAAGAGAAGUGUAUAUUCCUAGAUAUUUCAUGCCUAUUUGUGAAUAUGGGUAUGGAUAGAGAUUAUGCAAUUGAUGUAUUGAAGGGGUGUGGUUUUGACGCUGAGAUAGCAAUCUCCAAACUCACAACAAAAUCACUCAUUAAAAUUACGCAAGACAACACUUUGUGGGUGCAUGACCAGCUUAGAGAUAUGGGACGACACAUUGUUAAGCAUGAAAAUGUAGUUGAUCCUUGCAUGCGUAGCAGACUUUGGAAUCGUGAGGAGAUCAUGACUGUUUUACUUGAUGAUAAGCGAACAAAAGAUACACAAGGAAUUGUCUUAGACUUCAAGGGGAAAAGCAUAGUGAAGGAUGUUUCUGGUGGAAGAAUAUCGUGGAACAACUUUCGAAGUAACCCCUCUUUUACUAAUGCAAUUACUUACUUAACAGAAACAUUUAAAGACUACCAACAAGGUCAAGCUGAGAAGAAGAGAGAGGUCAAAAUUUUUACUAAACCCUUUGAAACAAUGGUCAAACUUAGACUACUCCAAACAAAUUACGCCAACCUUGAGGGAGAAUUUAAGUUCCCUGUGAGCCUAAAAUGGCUACAGUUGAAAGGGUGUCCUUUGACAUAUCUCCCAUCUGCAUUUUGUGCACUGGGACUUUCCGUCCUUGACCUUUCAGAUAGCAAAAUGAAAAGAGUUUGGGCAUGGUACACCAAAAACAUGGCUGACAGUGUAAAGGUAUUGAACCUUCGUGGUUGCUCUAACUUGGUUGCUAUUCCCAAUUUAUCUAAGAAUAAGAAGUUGGAAAAACUUAUUCUUGGAAAUUGUGUAAGCUUGACUAAGAUUGAUGAAUACAUAGGGAAUAUGAGCACAUUGAUUCACUUGAACCUAAGAGAUUGUUUAAAUCUUGUUAAACUCCCAACCGAUGUCUCGGGCUUGAAGCAGCUUCAAAUUCUUAUCCUCUCUGGUUGCAUAAAAUUAAAAGAAUUGCCUGCAAACAUAAAUAGCCUGAAAUCCUUGAAGGAACUUCUAGUUGAUGACACUGCAAUAGAAAAACUGCCUGAAUCUAUCUUUGGUCUAACACAACUUGAAAAGCUCAGCUUAAAUCGUUGCAGAUAUUUAAAAAGAUUACCCCAUUGCAUAGGAUGUUUGUGUUCUUUGAAAGAUUUAUCCCUUAAUAAUUCUGGGUUAGAUGAAUUGCCAGAUUCCAUUGGAUCAUUAGAAAACCUUGAGAUUCUAAGUGUCAUGUGGUGUCCAUCGUUGACUUCACUUCCUGAUUCUGUUGGAAAACUCAAGUUGUUAAGAGAACUUCUAAUUUUGGCAAGCCCAAUCACUGAACUACCCGUUUGUAUUGGUACAUUACCAAAUCUUAAGCAGUUUUCACUGGGGAAAGGUCGAUUGUUAAGUACAUUGCCUCAUUCAAUUGGAGGACUAAUUUCUCUUGUUGAACUUGAUAUAGAUGAGACAUCAAUCACGCAUCUACCUGAUCAGAUUGGAGCCAUGAAAUCACUAAAGAAGCUAAACUUGUGGAAGUGUAAAUCUCUUAGGUCACUACCAGAGUCCAUUGGCAGCAUUUUGUCUCUUACUACUUUGACUAUAACUGAAGCUGAAAUCAUAGAGCUACCGGAGUCAAUAGGUAUGUUGGAUAACCUCACAAUGAUACGACUUACUAAUUGUAGGAAGCUCCUCAAGCUUCCAGCUUCAAUUGGGAAUUUGAAGUUCUUGUAUCGUUUACUAAUGGAGGAUACUGCAGUGACUGAAUUGCCUGAUAGCUUUGGGAAACUCUCAAGCUUAAUAGUAUUACGCAUUUCAAAGAAGCCUCAAGUUGUUGGACUAUCUAAGAAUAAUGAACCAAACACAUCAAUGAUUUGCAGUUCACAAGAGGCACGUUUCUUUCCACCUUCUUUCUCAAAUCUGUCCUCGUUAAGUGAAUUGGACGCUCGUGCUAGGAAUAUUUCAGGAAAAAUUCCUAAUGAUUUUGAGAAGUUGGUAUUAUUAGAGAUUCUAAAUCUUGGGCACAAUAGUUUCUCCAGCCUUCCUUCUAGCUUAAAAGGUCUUUCAUAUCUCAAGGAACUACUUUUGCCUCAUUGCAAUGAACUAAGAUCCCUCCCUCCACUUCCUUCAAGUUUGCGUUGGGUGAAUUGUGCACACUGCACUUCCUUGGAAAAUAUUUCAGAUAUCUCAAAUUUGGAAAGCUUAGAGGAACUGAAUCUUACAAAUUGUGCCAAAGUAGAGGAUAUUCCUGGCCUUGAAUGCCUGAAGUCUUUGAGAAGGUUAUACAUGAAUUGUUGUCAUAAUUGUUCGUCAAUAGCUAAGAAAAGACUUGCUAAGGGUUGGUUGAGGAAUAUAAGGAAUCUUAGCAUGCCUGGAAGCAAGAUCCCAAAUUGGUUUUCUCAAGAUGUGGUUACAUUCACAGAACGCAAAAACCGUCCUAUCAAAGGUAUAACUAUAGGCGUAGUUGUUUCUCUCGACCUUGAAAAUCAAGAUGACAUGAUACACCUGCUUCCUGGAAUAGUUGACAUACAUGUAAGGAUCCUCAAACAAGACUUUCCCAUAUUCACCACAGCUUUGAACUUGGGAGGAAUACCGAAAAGAAGUGAGGAUCAACUUCAUUUGUGUCGUUUUUCAAAUCAUCAUCCGUUGGUUGCCCAAAUGAAAACUGGAUAUAAGUUACUUGUAACAACUAGAGAUCCACCCAUAAUGAAGGGGGUUGAACUAAAAAAGUGGGGGAUUUGUAUUGCUUAUGAGGAUGAUGAUGAUUACGAGGGAAAUGAAGAAUAUUUGAGUGAAAUUGGUCGAGAAUCUAUUUCUGAAAAGUUAGCCAAGUUCUUCCACACCUAUGAAGAAGAGGACAGUGAUUCUGAAUUCAACACAAGUAAAGUCCAAAAGACUUCCACAACACCACACACAACGUCUUCAUCUAAGACAAAGUAUCUUCUCCCUAUUGUUUGUUCUUUUCUGCUUGUCGGGUUCAGUUGGUUUUAUAUGUAUACAUAAAAUAAACCUACAAAUACUUCUAGUCUCUCAUCUUUUCACAUGAAUUAAAUGUCUCUGUAUAUCAUUUAUUGAAAUUCGGUGCGUUGGAUUUUU
This is a messenger RNA of Humulus lupulus (European hop), 4728 nucleotides long. RefSeq names its product disease resistance protein RPV1-like. The transcript has 5 exons. The coding region runs from base 340 to 4635 and encodes 1431 amino acids. The record is from RefSeq and is a predicted model, not a curated record. Gene Ontology annotation, molecular function: protein binding; ADP binding. NCBI's taxonomy places the organism in Eukaryota, Viridiplantae, Streptophyta, Magnoliopsida, Rosales, Cannabaceae. Gene Ontology annotation, biological process: signal transduction; defense response.